UCCUGCCUUGGCUGCUGCUGCUGCAACCGGUCAGCCGAUGGGUACGGAAAGUGGACAAGCCCAGCUAGUAGAAGCGGCCUCGCCCAUCAGCAGCCGGCCUCCUGCCUCGGCCGCUGUGAAUUUGGAUGAACUGAUGCCUCUACAGGGCGGGACUGCAGAUGAGGAUGCACUUGCCGCCGCUGCGGGGGAGGGAGGAGCUAUUGGCGGCGGGAAUCGGUGGCCUCGUCAAGAGACUCUAGCUCUUCUCAGAAUUAGGUCCGAGAUGGACGCUGUCUUCCGUGACGCUACCCUCAAAGGUCCCCUCUGGGAAGAUGUUUCUAGGAAGCUAGCGGAGUUGGGGUACAAACGGAGUGCCAAGAAAUGCAAGGAAAAAUUUGAGAACGUCCACAAGUAUUACAAGCGAACAAAGGAAGGCCGAGCUGGUCGUCAAGAUGGGAAAAGCUACAAAUUCUUCAGCGAGCUUGAGGCUCUCCAUAGCUCAGCUGCCAGUAGCAGCGCCACCGGCAAUAACGCUUCAGCGUCCUUCCUAGUGCCGCCCGCGACAACUACUAUCAUCAACCCAGUGAUUUCUCCUGUUUCCACUGGGAUCGGCAUCGGCAGCUUUAUCAGCAACGCCAUGCCAAUCUCCUCUAUCAGAAUUCCCCAAGCCCCUCCUGGUGUCGGAAUGUUUCCUCCUGAUCCGAGUGCGGCAGUUAUUGCACCAGCUGCCGUGUCUGGAUCCGUCACAACUCCUGCAGCAGCAGCGCCCCCGCCAACAGGUAUCAGCUUCUCAUCGAAUAGCUCCUCGUCUUCUCCGGGCUCCGAUGAUGAGGAGGAGAGCCUAGAAGGGGAGCCAUCUAACGUAGGUAGCAGCCGCAAGCGUAAACGGGGGUCAUCAAGAGCCGGCAGCGGUUCUGGCACCCGUAGGAUGAUGGAGUUUUUCGAGAAUCUAAUGAAACAGGUAAUGUACAAACAAGAAGUGAUGCAGCAAAGAUUUCUAGAGGUAAUAGAGAAGAGAGACCAAGACAGGAUGAUAAGAGAAGAAGCUUGGAAGAGGCAAGAGAUGGCUAGGCUGGCCCGCGAGCACGAGCUCAUGGCUCAGGACCGGGCCAUCUCUGCUUCUAGGGAUGCCGCUAUAGUUGCUUUUCUACAAAAAAUUACUGGCCAAACCGUCCAAUUACCUACCCCUACUACUGUAACCAAUAUUCCUGCUGCCCCACCACCGACUGUGCCAGCGGCUCCAACGCCGCCACCACCACCGCCACCGUCACAACAACAUCAUCAUUAUCAACAACAGGUCCACCAACGUUCUCCUCAAAAUGCUCAAGUAGUAAUGGCCAUCCCAGAACAACAGGUACCCCCACAGGAUACGAGUGGUGGAAAGGGAUUGUCGAAGGAGAGCUUCUGUCUGGUGUCGAUGGAGAGGUGUCUAAGAUAUUAUGCAUACAAAGAUAUUGAUUAUUGCUUAAUCCACAAGUACAACAAAAGGAGGUGCAGGGAAGAAGGUAGUGAGGUGCGUAGAACAAUAUAA
Messenger RNA from Corylus avellana, 1510 nucleotides. The record is from RefSeq and is a predicted model, not a curated record. Lineage: Eukaryota; Viridiplantae; Streptophyta; Magnoliopsida; Fagales; Betulaceae.